Messenger RNA from Fulvia fulva, 405 nucleotides. RefSeq lists its product as uncharacterized. Bases 1 to 405 code for a protein of 134 amino acids. Gene Ontology annotation, molecular function: carbon-sulfur lyase activity. Lineage: Eukaryota; Fungi; Ascomycota; Dothideomycetes; Mycosphaerellales; Mycosphaerellaceae. The record is from RefSeq and is a predicted model, not a curated record. The transcript has 3 exons.
AUGGCAUCGGGAAGCUGCAUGUGUGGAGCUGUGGGCUACAAGUAUGAGGGCGAGCCAGCGGUGACGGCACUCUGCCACUGCAUCGAUUGUCAAAAGUGGACUGGCGCCGCCUACACCUCCAACGUAGUCGUCCCACGAACCAGCUUCAAGGUCACCAAAGGCCAGCCAAAGGACUACGAUGCCGUUGGCGCAUCGGGAAAGAUUAACAAGCAUUGGUUCUGCUCAAACUGCGGCUCAUCCCUCUACACCGAACUCGAAGUCAUGCCGGACAUGACUUGUGUCAAGAGCGGCGGUCUCGAUGGCGGCGCGGCUGAUCACAAGAUUGGCGUGGAGUUUUACACAAAGGAUCGUUUGGCGUAUUCCGCUCCUGUUGCUGGCGCGGAUCAGAAGCCGGAGUUUUCUUAG